Messenger RNA from Populus trichocarpa (black cottonwood), 1261 nucleotides. Its product is annotated as (+)-neomenthol dehydrogenase. Gene Ontology annotation, cellular component: membrane. Gene Ontology annotation, molecular function: oxidoreductase activity, acting on the CH-OH group of donors, NAD or NADP as acceptor. The record is from RefSeq and is a predicted model, not a curated record. The coding region runs from base 311 to 1216 and encodes 301 amino acids. Lineage: Eukaryota; Viridiplantae; Streptophyta; Magnoliopsida; Malpighiales; Salicaceae. The transcript is spliced from 4 exons.
UGUUCCAGCACAGCAACGAUAACAGGGAGCAAGGACUGUAGUACUGUAGAAACCAUUGACUUGCUAUACUGUGGAAGAUUUGAAUAAUGAAAGUGGAGCAGAGAUGUUAAUUUCACACAGUACUACAAGCUAGCUAGCGACACAAAUUAGUUAAGAAAAAAGAACCCCACGUUUCGUUUUAUUUACUAUGAUGUUAUCGUCUCCAUACUUUGCCUUUGUUUUUCUAUAUAAAUACCACUCAAGGCUCCUCAUACUGCACUGAUCUCCUUCCAUUCCCAGACCAACUCCUGCAUCUCUCAGCCAUUCAACAAUGGAAGUAAACAAGGAAAUAACACAGCCCUAUUCUUCUUCUUCCUCUCCUAUCCCCACAUUUACUACAAGAUGGUGGUCUAAGGACACAGUUGCGAUGGUCACAGGAGCCAACAAGGGGAUAGGGUUUUCCCUUGUAAAGCAGCUUGCUCAACUUGGAUUGACUGUGAUCUUAACUGCUAGAGAUGUAGAGAAGGGAAACAGUGCUGUUGAAUUGCUAAAAAGCCAUGGUUUACAUGUCCACUUCUACCGCCUUGACGUUUCAGAUCCUGCUUCUGUCAAGACCUUGGCUUCGUGGUUUCAAAAGAAAUUUGGAGUGCUGGAUAUUCUUAUAAACAAUGCUGCUGUAUCAUUCAAUGACAUUUAUGAGAACUCAGUGGAUCAUGCAGAAAUUGUGAUAAAAACCAAUUUCUAUGGAGUCAAAUUGCUCACUGAGGCUCUCUUGCCGAUGUUUCGUCUAUCAGAUUCCAUAAGUAGGAUCCUUAACAUUAGUUCGAGGCUUGGUUCAAUUAAUAAGAUGAGAAACCCUAAGAUGAAAGAGAUGCUUCUAAAUGAAAGAUUAUCUGCACAGGAGAUUGAGGGAAUGGUGAAUUUGUUCCUUGAAAAUGUGAGAGAUGGGACAUGGAAAAACCAAGGCUGGCCUGAAAUAUGGACAGAUUAUGCAGUAUCAAAGCUAGCAUUAAAUGCAUAUUCUAGAGUUUUAGCCAAACAAUAUGAGGAUUUUGGAUUAAGUGUGAAUUGUUUCUGCCCUGGCUUCACUCAAACGUCAAUGACUAGCGGCAAAGGCACUCACACCGCAGAUGACGCUGCUGAAGUUGGUGCUAGGUUGGCCUUGCUUCCUCCCGGGGAGCUGCCCACCGGAAAAUUUUAUAUAGGGUUUAACCCCGGCGUUAUUUCUAAAUUAUAGAAUAUUGAUGCAUGCACUGUAAUAAAACAUAUAUAUUUUUGUGAA